AUGCCGCCCUGUGCCACCCCCGAGGCAAAAGACAUCAUGUCCUCCCUAAAGCACGACCCGGCCGGCCGGGGCUUCACGCACCUCGCCACAGACGGCGUGCUGCGCUCCUUUGACGGAGACCGCAAGGUCGUCGACUAUCGGCGGCUGAGCCCCGCCGAGAUCCAGAUCGUGCUGCAGAUUUACCCGCCGCAGCUGCGCGAGAAGGUCAAGGAUAAGUUUGUUGGUGUUGAUGGGCGGGAUGUGCUGGAUGAGGAGAGUUUGUGGAAUCCGAGGAAAGAGCUGGCGCCGUUGAUGGCGGGUGAAGAUGAAAGGGAGGGAGAAGCGGAGGGGGAGGGGGGUGUGAAGGCACCGAGUUCGACGCCCGUGGGUUGA
Molecule: messenger RNA, 372 nt
Organism: Aspergillus calidoustus
Lineage: Eukaryota; Fungi; Ascomycota; Eurotiomycetes; Eurotiales; Aspergillaceae
Source: the annotation of a GenBank genome assembly